GUAAUCGUCCCUGGAGAAAGUGUGUGUCGCGAAGUGAAGGCUUAUCGGUAUUUUUUUCAAGGGCACAAAACUGCGGCUCCCACUUCGUUUCUCAGCCGUUUUUCCCUUCCUCUGGAGUGGAGCUGUCUCCGUCAGCGUCUCGCGGAUGCGGGACUUUGUGGAGCAAUCAGUGGACUCGAGUUCUCUGACGUCACCGCCGCCGCUGCUGAGAGAGAGCGUUCGGGGCAUCAGCAGCAGGCUAGCUGGCUAACUGCGGCUAACGUCAGCUAUGGUCCACCACCAUUGCCUCAUUUCUGAAAUAAACAACUCAUUGGAACCACUCGCAUAGCUCGGAGUACGCCGGGAGCAUGGGGACCGCUUGGAUUUUACACUCUAGCCGAAAUCGCGAUAGCGCACAGGAGCGAGUGAAGAGCUUGCGACACUGAUGCCAGCUGUAGGCUGUAGCUGAGAGCACUCAGGAUGAGUGGGGCUGGAGAGCAUACAGACAUCCUGUCGGUGGGAGACGUGGUCAGAGACAGAUGGAAAGUGGCCAGGAAGAUAGGUGGAGGUGGGUUUGGGGAAAUCUAUGAGGUUCUGGAUCAGCUGAGCCAGGCCACAGUGGCAUUGAAGGUUGAGUCUGCUCAGCAGCCCAAGCAAGUGCUGAAGAUGGAAGUGGCUGUGCUGAAGAAGCUUCAAGGCAAGGACCACGUGUGCCGCUUUGUGGGCUGUGGUAGGAAUGAUCGCUUCAACUAUGUGGUGAUGGAACUCCAGGGGAGGAACCUUGCGGAUUUGCGCAGAACGAUGACCCGUGGCACCUUUUCCGUCUCCACAACUUUAAGACUUGGCAAGCAGAUUUUAGAGGCCAUUGAAAGCAUCCAUUCUGUCGGCUUCCUGCACCGUGACAUUAAACCAUCAAACUUUGCGAUGGGAAGACUAGCCAGCACCUGCAGGUGCUGCUACAUGCUCGAUUUUGGUUUGGCCCGUCAGUUCACCAACUCCAGCCAGGAAGUCCGUCCACCUCGUCCCGUGGCAGGCUUCAGAGGAACUGUGCGAUAUGCUUCAAUCAAUGCUCACAAGAAUAAGGAAAUGGGUCGUCACGAUGACCUGUGGUCCCUCUUCUACAUGCUGGUAGAAUUUAUGAUUGGUCAGCUUCCCUGGAGAAAAAUUAAGGACAAAGAGCAAGUAGGAAAUCUAAAAGAGACAUACGAUCAUCGACUCAUGCUGAAGCACCUUCCCUCAGAGUUUAGUACCUUCUUGGAGCACAUCAUGACCUUGGACUAUUACACUAAGCCUGACUAUCAGCUCCUGAUGUCAGUGUUCGAGAAUGCCAUGAAGAGCCACAACGUGCUGGAGAAUGACCCCUAUGACUGGGAGAAAUGUGAUUCAGAGGAUAUGCUGACCAUCACUGCCGCAGCAACCACUGCUCAGCAGCUCACCCGCCUCACGCCAGCAUACUUGGGCAUGGCCAAUGCUUCAGUGCUGCCAGGCGAGCUGCAGAGGGAGAACACUGAGGAUGUCCUGCAAGGGGAGCGCCUCAGUGACGCUGACAACUGCCCCCCGAUCCCCACGCCGACCACCCCUGGUGCAGACGUAUGGGAAGAGAUGGACCGUAACAAAAACCAUAAACACGCUCAGCCAAUGAUCAGGAAGGUUGUGAGUGAGGACGAACAUAGUCAGAACCAGGGAAACCAAAGUCCAAACACCGGCUCCAUGCAGAGCUCGCCUAGACGGGUGCGAUCAGAGACCAUGUUUUUGGAACGGGCUGCACCGUUGCUCCGGAGGAUGAGACACAGCCAGAGCUUGGCUUUUGAAAAGAGGCUCGGACCAGAACCCAAACCCACCAUCGAGCGGUUCCUUGAGGCCUACCUGGGCAAACAGCGGCCUGUGCUUUCUCAUGUUGGAGAAAAGUCAAUUCCUGAAAAAGGCCCUGAGCAGCAGACGUCUUCCUGCAACGAGGAGCGCUCUGGCACAGCAACCCCCGACCCAGAGGAAGGCGCAGCAAGCAGCGGCUUUGUUGCUGUAAACUUUAGUCCCGUGCCUCAAGAGGGAGACUCUCAGGAGUGGGUGAUGCUGGAGCUAGAGCAAGGAUCUGGAGGAAGCAAGCCAGCAGCAGAAGCAUCACAUGAGGGCAAGCCCGGGUCUCACAUUGCUGCUGAGACGGAGAACCACUUGUCCGAGCGGCAGGAUGGCCAGUCCACCGGUGUGCCCAGCAGCCCUGUGCUGUCGCAGAUGGCCAUGCCUGGCACGUGGUUACUGGGACACAGGAGGCUGCCGGGCAUGCUGGGACAAAUGCCUUCAGUCAUUAUGGGAAGGUCCCAGAUGGAGCAGUCUUCCAGCUGUGUGCCACAAUCACCUGUACAGGAGAGGAGUGAUGCAAUACCUCUAGAGGCACCAUCUGGUAAAUCUGAGGAAGGGAAGUUGGACUUAGCGCCGGUCCCAAGUCUUGCCAAAGGCCCCACAGCUCAUCUGGCCAACGACAGAGACCCAGAGAGCGAUUCUGGUCUGCCCGAUCGCUCCUCGGAACCGAAUCAGCAGCCUCAAGCCGACACCGUGGGCGGUGCUGUUGAGAGCACAGUCACCGUGUCCUCCUCGCCGCCUCCUGCUCUGCUCAAACGAAGGGACUCUCCCUCAUCGCCAAGGUUGAGUCGAAUCCCUGUCCGAGAUCCAAGCAACCCCUUGGACUCUCCGAGCAGGGACCUGAACAUAGAGAAGCGUAACCGCUGGAGCAGUCCCAUCCCCGGCUCCCCCACCCACUCACCCUCUCCAUCUCUGUCCUGUGACAACCUCCCCUGCGCCCUGCCCAGAGACAGGCUCUCCUCAGACCGAGGCUCCAGAUCCGACUGUGCAGGAGAAGACCCUCUCUCGCUGUCCUUGUCAUCAUGCAGUAAAAGUAAAAUCCCACGUCCUGUGAGUGCCACGUUUGUGCCGGAGCAACUCACUAGCAGGUUUCUGCCCCGGCCACCUCCUGGGAAACCGCCCAUCCGCCCAUGUGUAGACAACAGACGGCGGCGGUUAAGGGUGCGAGCCAGCAGCACCAGCGACGCAGACUUCCUGGCGAGCCUGACCCAGCUGAUGCAGGACCGCAGCGGGAUGCUCUUCAGCCCGCCUCCCUGCCCUCGCAGCUCAUCUUCCUCCCUGCAGCGUUCGCUCAGCUCCUCCCCGUCCCGGGAGCUCCGCGACGGCGGGGCACUGCAGGGCCGUAGCCGCUCUCCGUCUAGCUUAUCUGGCUCCCCUCCUCGGCACGCUCACCCUCCGGACAGGUCUGGCGGGCUGGGUCAGUGGAGCCACGGCUCCAGAGGAAGGGGUUCGAUCUACGAGGGUAAAGGCUCCGGCAAAGUGACUUGAUGUGCCCGUGUUUCCACACAAAUGACUGAUCCGUAUCGUGCAACUUGUAGCGAGAGGCUGCCUCACAUCCAGUCACCCUGAUAGCAUGUGUAAAUAUGGUAUUUACUCAAGGGAAUGUACUGUAUGUAAUGUAAAGUGUAUGAUAAAUUGUAUUUAUUUAUUUAUUCAUUCAUUCCUUGGAUGUGUCUCUCAGAAUACUUGACUUUGGUGGCUUGAUACCUGCAGCGGAAACACAAAUAGUGAGAAAAUCUUGAGAUUGCCAACUUUUACCUCUCAUAUCACUACACUCUCUUAACACUCCAUAUAGGCCUACUAUGAGACCAAAAAGGUUAUGUUUAAUACUUGAGGGAUGUAAAAAAAUCCUAAAAUAAAGUAAUGCUAAUUGUAGAUAUGUACCAUUAGGAAAAUGGUAUACACUAAUAGAGCCAUGUACUCACAUUUAGAACACUAUAGUAGUAAACACCACAAGCAGCACACAGACAUCAGCAUUCAUGUACAGAAGCAGGGCAUGCAGUCCCAUAUUGACCUCACUCCUGUAAAACUGCUAGAUUAAUUAUAGUAUGUAACAAUGAAUUGCUCAUUUUGGCAUAUCAGAGUGUGGUAGUGUGCUCUUACUUUGCUAUAAAGUAUUUAUCAUGCAGAAGGCAUCAGCAUAUUAGAAUGUACAUGUUUAAGUGCACUCAUACUUUAGUAUUGUAAACGUGCAUGAGUGUCAUUGCAAAUGAUUUCUGGAUUGUUUUUUUUGUUUUUUUAUUUGUACAAUUGGCUGAAGCAUCUGCAUUUUUAUUGAGCUGCUUCUGAUCAAAAUACAUCCAUGACAUAGACCAGCAA
Messenger RNA from Oreochromis niloticus (Nile tilapia), 4155 nucleotides. RefSeq names its product tau tubulin kinase 2b (gene ttbk2b). The record is from RefSeq and is a predicted model, not a curated record. Gene Ontology annotation, molecular function: ATP binding; protein kinase activity. The coding region runs from base 460 to 3324 and encodes 954 amino acids. Gene Ontology annotation, biological process: protein phosphorylation. NCBI's taxonomy places the organism in Eukaryota, Metazoa, Chordata, Actinopteri, Cichliformes, Cichlidae. The transcript is spliced from 15 exons.